This is a messenger RNA of Tachyglossus aculeatus (Australian echidna), 1188 nucleotides long. It is a transcript of the gene HELT, whose product is annotated as helt bHLH transcription factor. The transcript has 7 exons. NCBI's taxonomy places the organism in Eukaryota, Metazoa, Chordata, Mammalia, Monotremata, Tachyglossidae. The record is from RefSeq and is a predicted model, not a curated record. Gene Ontology annotation, biological process: regulation of neurogenesis; anterior/posterior pattern specification; regulation of transcription by RNA polymerase II. The coding region runs from base 1 to 915 and encodes 304 amino acids. Gene Ontology annotation, cellular component: nucleus. Gene Ontology annotation, molecular function: DNA-binding transcription factor activity, RNA polymerase II-specific; RNA polymerase II cis-regulatory region sequence-specific DNA binding; protein dimerization activity.
AUGCGAAGCCAGGCCGCCGCCGGGGGCCAGAAGAAGGAGCAAGGGGGUCGUCCGGCAUCUCUCCGGCCCCUGCGCUCCUGUGCGCCCAGCUUGGCCUCCUUGGGCAUGGCCGGCAAGGGGCCAGGACGCCAAAGAGCCCCGGUGUCGCACAAAGUGAUCGAGAAGCGGCGGCGGGAUCGCAUCAACCGCUGCCUGAGCGAGCUGGGCAAGACGGUGCCCAUGGCGCUGGUCAAGCAGAGCUCGGGGAAGCUGGAGAAGGCGGAGAUCCUGGAGAUGACGGUGCAGUACCUCAGAGCCCUGCACGCCGCAGACUGCCCGCGGGGCCCAGACAAAGAGCUGCUGACGGAGUUCGCCCACUACUUCCACUCGGGCUACCACGAGUGCAUGAAGAACCUGGUCCAUUACCUGACCACGGUGGAGCGUCCGGAGAGCAAGGACACCAAGCGGGAGAGACAGCUAGAAGGGCCACGGGCGGAGCUCACUAGCCCCGUUCACUGGGACCUUGGCCUUCGUCUCCGGACUGUAAUGAGCGGGCCGCCCUUCCUCACAUCAAGUUGGCUCGACGCCUUGCGUUUUUGCGCGCGGGUUGGCGACUCCCGCGCGUCUCCAUCCUCGACCAGCGCAUCCCUGGCCAUCCUGGGCGGUCAGGAGUUUUCCAGGGACACACUGGGGAAUGUCCCCCCCCACCCCAAAGCCUCUCCCUGGACAGGACUGAAACCGCCUCUUGACCUCUCGGGACGGGCCCAAAUCGCCCCUCUUCCCGGAGAAGGGCCCAAACUUCCCAACGACGCUUCCUCCGGAGACUUUGGAAAAGCAAAUCCUCUAUCCCAAGGAACUGGCAGCAUCCCCCCACCCCCUCCAAAAACGCGCACAGCUUCACACCACCGGUCCCGUCCCCGGGGGUUCGCCCCUUGAACCCUGCGCCCAGUCGGAGGACCCAAUCGCUCCAGGCCCCGAGGGAUCCCAUCGCUGCAACUUUGUGCUGAGCGUUCAGGGAGGAGAGCCGGACCUGAGUUCCAGCCACCGUGAGCACGAAGGGAAGAAAACGAACUUGUCCGGUUCGGGCAGAGAGGGGCACCGCACACGGGAGUUUGGGACGCGUUUCCCCCGCGCUAAACCCGCCUCGAUAGGCCGCGAAGCAUCCCCGCAACAGCCUUUCCCUGCGAAGAUAAAUUAUUAAUAGAUUCA